This is a messenger RNA of Lemur catta (Ring-tailed lemur), 5877 nucleotides long. RefSeq names its product sodium voltage-gated channel alpha subunit 10 (gene SCN10A). Lineage: Eukaryota; Metazoa; Chordata; Mammalia; Primates; Lemuridae. Gene Ontology annotation, biological process: membrane depolarization during action potential; regulation of atrial cardiac muscle cell membrane depolarization; sodium ion transmembrane transport. Bases 1 to 5877 code for a protein of 1958 amino acids. Gene Ontology annotation, molecular function: voltage-gated sodium channel activity involved in cardiac muscle cell action potential. The record is from RefSeq and is a predicted model, not a curated record. The transcript has 27 exons. Gene Ontology annotation, cellular component: voltage-gated sodium channel complex; axon; plasma membrane.
AUGGAAUUCCCUUCUGGGAUCCUGCAAACUACCAACUUCCGUCGGUUCACUCCAGAGUCACUGGUUGAGAUUGAGAAGCAAAUUGCUGCCCAUGAGGCAGCAAAGAAAGCCAAAGGAAAGCAUAGGGAGCAGAAAGACCAAAAAGAGAAGCCUCGGCCUCAGCUGGACUUGAAAGCCUGCAACCAGCUGCCCAAGUUCUAUGGCGACCUCCCAGAAGAACUGAUCGGGGAGCCCCUGGAGGAUCUAGACCCCUUCUACAGCACACAUCGGACAUUUAUGGUGCUGAACAAAGGGAGGACCAUUUCCCGGUUUAGUGCCACUCGGGCCCUGUGGCUAUUCAGUCCUUUCAACCUGAUCAGAAGAACGGCCAUCAAAAUGUCUGUCCACUCAUAUCCUUUGUGGUUCAGUUUAUUUAUUACAGUCACUAUUUUGGUCAAUUGUGUGUGCAUGACCCAAAAUGAUCUUCCAGAUGGAGUUGAGUAUGUCUUCACUGUCAUUUACACCUUUGAAGCCUUGUUAAAGAUCCUGGCGAGAGGAUUUUGUUUAAAUGAGUUCACUUACCUGCGAGAUCCUUGGAACUGGCUGGAUUUUAGCGUCAUUACCUUGGCAUACGUUGGUGCAGCGACAGAUCUCCGAGGAAUCUCAGGCCUGCGGACGUUUAGAGUUCUUAGAGCUUUAAAAACAGUUUCUGUGAUCCCAGGGCUGAAGGUCAUUGUGGGGGCCCUCAUCCACUCGGUGAGAAAGCUGGCUGAUGUGACCAUCCUCACCAUCUUCUGCCUAAGUGUCUUUGCCCUGGUGGGCCUGCAACUCUUCAAGGGCAACCUCAAGAACAAAUGCGUCAGGAAUCACACAGCUCUCAACGAGGUGGUCAACUACUCAACUCACAGAGAAAAUUUCUACAUUAAUAAGCCAGGCACUUCUGAUCCCUUACUGUGCGGCAAUGGAUCUGAUUCAGGCCACUGCCCUGAUGGUUAUAUCUGCCUUAAAACUUCUGACAACCCAGAUUUUAACUACACGAGCUUUGAUUCCUUUGCUUGGGCUUUCCUCUCACUGUUCCGCCUCAUGACACAGGAUUCCUGGGAACGCCUCUACCAGCAGACCCUGAGGGCUUCUGGGAAAAUCUAUAUGGUCUUUUUCGUGAUUGUCAUUUUCCUGGGAUCUUUCUACCUGGUCAACUUGAUCUUGGCUGUGGUCACCAUGGCAUAUGAGGAGCAGAACCAGGCCACAAUUGAUGAAAUUGAAGCAAAGGAGAAGAAGUUCCAGGAGGCCCUUGAGAUGCUCCGUAAGGAGCAGGAGGUGCUGGCAGCACUGGGGGUUGACACAGCCUCUCUCCGUUCCCACAAUGGAUCACCUUUAACCUCCAAAAAUACCAAUGAGAGAAAGAACAGAAUGAAGCCAAGAGUCUCAGAGUGCUCCACAGAUGACAACAAAUCACCCCAACCUGACCCUUACAACCAGCGCAGGAUGUCUUUCCUAGGCCUCACCUCUGGAAGACGCCGGGCUAGCCAUGGCAGUGUGUUCCAUUUCCGGGCCCCUGGCCAAGAUAUCUCACUCCCUGAUGGAGUCACAGAUGAUGGAGUCUUUCCUGGAGACCACGAAAGCCAUCGAGGCUCCCUGCUGCUGGGUGGGGGUGCUGGCCAGCAAGGCCCUCGCCCUAGGAGCCCACUGCCUCAACCCCCCAACUCUGGCUCCAGGCAUGGAGUAGAUGGACACCCCACAUUGCCCACUAGUGAGCUUGUCCCUGGAGCCACUGAAGUCUCGGCAUUCAAUGCGGGACAGAAGAAGACUUUCUUGUCAGCAGAAUACUUGAAUGAACCUUUCCGAGCCCAAAGGGCAAUGAGUGUUGUCAGUAUCAUAACCUCCGUCCUUGAGGAACUCGAGGAGUCUGAACAGAGGUGCCCACCCUGCUUGACCAGCUUGGCUCAGAAGUAUCUGAUCUGGGAGUGCUGCCCCACAUGGGUGAAGCUCAAGACAAUUCUCUUUGGGCUUGUGACGGACCCCUUUACGGAGCUCACCAUCACCCUGUGCAUCGUGGUGAACACAGUCUUCAUGGCCAUGGAACACCACGGCAUGAGCCCCGCCUUUGAAGCCAUGCUCCAGACGGGCAACAUUGUCUUUACCAUAUUUUUCACUGCUGAAAUGGUCUUCAAAAUCAUUGCCUUUGAUCCCUACUAUUACUUCCAGAAGAAGUGGAAUAUCUUUGACUGCAUCAUCGUCACCGUGAGCCUGUUGGAGCUGAGUGUGGUCAAGAAGGGGAGCCUGUCUGUGCUGCGGACCUUCCGCUUGCUGCGAGUCUUCAAGCUGGCCAAGUCCUGGCCAACCUUAAACACACUCAUCAAGAUCAUCGGAAACUCGGUGGGGGCUCUGGGGAACCUCACCAUCAUCCUGGCCAUCAUUGUCUUUGUCUUCGCUCUGGUUGGCAAGCAGCUCCUAGGGGAAAACUACCGCAUCAAUCGGGGGAAAAUCUCCGCGCCCGAUGAAGAUUGGCCCCGCUGGCACAUGUACGAUUUCUUCCACUCCUUCCUGAUCGUCUUCCGGAUCCUCUGUGGAGAGUGGAUUGAGAACAUGUGGGCCUGCAUGGAAGUCGGCGACAAAUCCAUCUGUCUUGUGCUUUUCUUGACAGUGAUGGUGCUGGGAAACCUGGUGGUGCUUAACCUGUUCAUCGCCCUGCUGUUGAACUCUUUCAGUGCCGACAACCUCGCAGCCCCAGAGGACGAUGGGGAGGUGAACAACCUGCAGGUGGCCCUGACACGGAUCCGGGUAUUUGGCCUUCGCACCAGGCAGGCCCUUUGCGGCUUCUUCAGUAGGCCCUGCCUGCUCCCCCGGCCCAAGGUAGAGCCCGAGCUGGUGGUGAAGCUUCCCCUCUCCAUCACCAAAGCCGAGAACCACGUUGCUGCCAAUGCCGUCCUGGGGAGCCUGGGAGGGCUCCCGGCACCCAGAGGCCCCAGGGAUGAGUACAGUGACUUCAUCACCAACCCCAAUGUGCCGGUCUCUGUGCCCAUUGCUGAGGGUGAAUCUGAUCUCGAUGACUUGGAGGAUGAUGGUGAGGAGGAUGCUUGGAGCUCCCAGCAGGAUGUGAUCCCCAAAGGGCAGCAGGAGCAGCUGCAGCAAGUCGAGAGGUGUGAGCACCACCUGCCACCCAGGAGCCCAGGCUCUGGAAUGUCAUCCGAGGACCUGAAUCCAUACCUGGGUGAGAAGUGGAAAGAGGAGGAUGUUCCCCAGGCCCCUGCAGAGGGAGUGGACGACACAAGUUCCUCGGAGGGCAGCACGGUGGACUGCCCGGACCCUGAGGAGAUCCUGAGGAAGAUCCCUGAGCUGGCAGAUGAACUUGAAGAACCAGAGGACUGCUUCACAGAAGGAUGCAUUCGCCGCUGUCCCUGCUGUAAAGUGGACACCACCAAGCUUCCGUGGGCCACGGGCUGGCAGGUGCGCAAGACCUGCUACCGCAUCGUGGAGCACAGCUGGUUCGAGAGCUUCAUCAUCUUCAUGAUCCUGCUCAGCAGUGGCUCUCUGGCCUUUGAAGACUAUUACCUGGACGAGAAGCCCAGAGUGAAAGCAUUGCUGGAGUACACCGACAGGGUGUUCACCUUUAUCUUUGUGUUUGAGAUGCUGCUCAAGUGGGUGGCCUAUGGCUUCAAAAAAUACUUCACCAAUGCCUGGUGCUGGCUGGACUUCCUCAUUGUGAACAUCUCACUGACAAGCCUCACAGCGAAGAUCCUGGACUAUUCUGAGAUAGCUCCCAUCAAAGCCCUUCGGACUCUCCGUGCCCUGAGGCCGCUGCGGGCUCUGUCUCGAUUUGAAGGCAUGAGGGUGGUGGUGGAUGCGCUGGUGGGUGCCAUCCCGUCCAUCAUGAAUGUCCUCCUCGUCUGCCUCAUCUUCUGGCUCAUCUUCAGCAUCAUGGGCGUGAACCUCUUCGCAGGGAAGUUUGGGAGGUGCAUCAACACCACCAAGGAAGAUUUUUCUCUUGUGCCUUUGUCAAUUGUGAAUAACAAGUCUGAUUGUGUGAUUCAAAACUACACCAGCAACUUCUUCUGGGUCAAUGUGAAAGUCAACUUUGAUAAUGUUGCAAUGGGUUACCUUGCACUUCUUCAGGUGGCGACCUUUAAAGGCUGGAUGGACAUCAUGUACGCAGCUGUCGAUUCCCGAGAGGUCAACAUGCAGCCCAAGUGGGAGGACAAUGUGUACAUGUACUUGUACUUUGUCAUCUUCAUCAUUUUUGGCGGCUUCUUCACACUGAAUCUCUUUGUUGGGGUCAUAAUUGACAACUUCAAUCAACAGAAAAAAAAGUUAGGGGGCCAGGACAUCUUCAUGACAGAGGAACAGAAAAAGUACUACAACGCCAUGAAGAAACUGGGCUCCAAGAAGCCCCAGAAGCCCAUCCCACGUCCUCUGAACAAGUACCAGGGCUUCGUCUUUGACAUUGUGACCAGACAAGCUUUUGACAUCGUCAUCAUGGUUCUCAUCUGCCUCAACAUGAUCACCAUGAUGGUGGAGACUGACGAGCAGAGUGAAGAAAAGACAAAAGUCCUUGGCAAAAUCAACCAGUUCUUUGUGGCUGUCUUCACGGGCGAGUGUGUCAUGAAGAUGUUUGCCUUGAGGCAUUACUACUUCACCAAUGGCUGGAAUGUGUUUGACUUCAUCGUGGUGGUUCUCUCCAUUGCGAGCCUGGUGUUUUCUGCAAUUCUCAAGUCACUUGAAAGUUACUUCUCCCCGACACUCUUCCGGGUCAUCCGCCUGGCCCGAAUCGGCCGCAUCCUCAGACUGAUCCGGGCAGCCAAGGGGAUCCGCACGCUGCUCUUUGCCCUCAUGAUGUCCCUGCCUGCCCUCUUCAACAUCGGGCUACUGCUCUUCCUCGUCAUGUUCAUCUACUCCAUCUUUGGCAUGUCCAGCUUUCCCAAUGUGAGGCAGGAGGCUGGCAUUGAUGACAUGUUCAACUUCCAGACCUUUGCCAACAGCAUGCUGUGCCUCUUCCAGAUCACCACGUCAGCUGGCUGGGAUGGCCUCCUCAGCCCCAUCCUCAACACGGGGCCCCCCUACUGUGACCCCAAUCUGCUCAACAGCAAUGGCUCCCGAGGGAACUGCGGGAGCCCAGCUGUGGGCAUCAUCUUCUUCACCACCUACAUCAUCAUCUCCUUCCUCAUCGUGGUCAACAUGUACAUUGCAGUGAUUCUGGAGAACUUCAAUGUGGCCACAGAGGAGAGCACCGAGCCCCUGAACGAGGACGACUUUGACAUGUUCUAUGAGACCUGGGAGAAGUUCGAUCCCGAGGCCACCCAGUUUAUUACCUUCUCUGCCCUCUCCGACUUUGCAGACACUCUCUCUGGUCCCCUGCAAAUCCCAAAGCCCAAUCGGAAUAUAUUAAUGCAGAUGGACCUGCCCUUGGUCCCUGGAGAUAAGAUCCACUGUUUGGACAUCCUUUUUGCUUUCACCAAGAACGUGCUAGGCGAAUCCGGGGAGUUGGAUUCUCUGAAAGCAAACAUGGAAGAGAAGUUUAUGGCAACUAAUCUUUCAAAAUCAUCCUAUGAACCAAUAGCAACCACCCUCCGGUGGAAGCAAGAAGACAUUUCAGCCACUGUCAUUCAAAAAGCCUAUCGGAGCUAUGUGCGGCACCGCUCCUUGACACUCUCCAACCCUCCACGUGUGCCCAGGGCUGAGGAGGAGGCUGCCUCACUCCCAGAUGAGGGCUUUGUUGCAUUCAUGGCAAAUGAAAAUUGUGUACUCCCAGACAAAUCUGCAACUGCAUCUGCCACAUCUUUCCCGCCAUCCUAUGACAGUGUCACUAGAGGCCUUAGUGAUAGAGUCAAUAUGAGCACAUCUAGCUCAAUGCAAAAUGAAGAUGAAGCCACCAGUAAGGAGGUGACUGCCCCUGGGCCCUAG